UCGGCUCGGCUGGCCGCGGAUCUAUGGUAUCCGGCUUCUUCAGCUCACGACGUGCGCGGCGUUGCGGAAGCGCUGAGUACGGCGUGGGUUUUUUUGUUUUUGCACUUUGCAGGAGCGACGAGACUGUAGAGCUGUGAGUGACUCGGGCAGGCUCAGAAGCAAACAAAAAUGGCAAAAAGCAUAAGGAGCAAAUGGAAGAGAAAGAUGCGGGCGGAGAAGAGGAAGAAAAAUGCCCCCAAGGAACUUGCCAGACUGCAGAGCAUCCUGAAAAUAAAUGGUGAUGUUCAAAUGGAUGAAGUGAAAGAGAUAGCAACUGUCGUUCCUGCUGAGAAAGUCAAAGAGAAAAAGACUCAGGAUGAGGGGAGUAAGAUGGACAUGGAUACCAAAAGAAAUCAGAAGACACUUCUAGAUCAACACGGACAAUAUCCAGUGUGGAUGAAUCCCAGGCAAAGGAAGAAGCUUAAGAGAAAGCGUGUCAAAGGGAAAAAUAAGUCGAAAGUACCAAAGGGAUUGGCAUGGUAGAGUCUGGGUGAAUUUUAAGAAGAAGAAAAAAGACUUGGUAUAGAAAAUUAAGUCAGCUGAAAAAUAAAUCAAGUGGCCUAAGCAGCAUCAACUGCAAAUUAUUACUUUCUUGAUUUAGACUCAUGAUGUCAGUUUGCAGUGGCUAUUACCUUGGAAUAUCAUUCAUUUAAUAAAGUUCCAUGUUCUUA
Hemicordylus capensis (graceful crag lizard) is the source of this 710-nucleotide messenger RNA. RefSeq names its product LLP homolog, long-term synaptic facilitation factor (gene LLPH). Bases 169 to 522 code for a protein of 117 amino acids. Gene Ontology annotation, molecular function: RNA binding. Gene Ontology annotation, biological process: dendrite extension. Lineage: Eukaryota; Metazoa; Chordata; Lepidosauria; Squamata; Cordylidae. Gene Ontology annotation, cellular component: nucleolus. The record is from RefSeq and is a predicted model, not a curated record. The transcript is spliced from 3 exons.